AUGGCCCUUCCUACUACCACUAAACAAUUUAUUCUCCCAAAGCUCGGAUCCUAUGACUACUUGACCCUCUCACAGGGCGCGGUCAGGCCGCCGAAAGCCACUGAAGCUCUCAUCAGAGUACAUGCAGUAUCGUUGCAGUACCGUGAUUUGAUCAUCGCCAAGAAUCAAUAUCCGCUGGGCAAAAGUGCGGAGAACCUUGUACCAGGUUCUGACCUAGCGGGCGAAAUCGUUGCUGUUGGCGAAGAUGUCACUGCUUUCAAGGCUGGCGACCGUGUCUGCGCCAAUUUCUCUAUCAGGCAUCUCGACGGCGACCCAUCGCCAGAGACUAUGGGUGCUUCACUUGGAGGGUCUAUACACGGUGUCCUGACGCAGUACAUCACCCUGCCGGCCGAGGCGCUCGUUUCAAUCCCUGAGCAUCUAUCCUACGAGGAAGCGUCGACACUCCCCUGCGCCGCUUUGACGGCUUACAACGCCCUCCUGGGACCCGUCCCCGUCAAAGCUGGUGAUUUCGUCCUUGUCCAAGGGACCGGUGGUGUUUCGAUAUUCGGCCUGCAAUUUGCGGUAGCUUCCGGCGCAACCGUCAUCGCGACCUCGUCCUCCGACGAGAAACUCAAACUCGCGGGCGAGCUCGGUGCCAAACACCUCAUCAACUACAAAAAGAACCCGGAGUGGCAGGAGGAGGUCAAGAAAAUCACUGGUGGACGUGGCGUCGACCAUGUUAUCGAAGUCGGCGGACCCGGUACACUUCUGAAAUCUAUACAGUCAAUCAAGCAUGCAGGCUGGAUACACAUCAUCGGCUUCGUCGCAGGCGGUCAAGAUAGUAGCCUCGUAGGUCCUAUUAUAGGAACAGCUGCCAACCUCCGUGGUAUCCUCAUCGGCUCCGUCAGACAGUUCAAGGACAUGAAUCGACUGAUCGCAACACACAAUCUUCGACCGGUUAUCAACAAGGUUUUCCCCUUCGAACAAACGCCUGAAGCGUACAAGUAUUUGGAAUCGCAGGCGCAUGUUGGAAAAGUCGUCAUCAAAGUGUCAUGA
This is a messenger RNA of Pleurotus ostreatus (oyster mushroom), 1035 nucleotides long. RefSeq lists its product as uncharacterized. The transcript is spliced from 9 exons. Gene Ontology annotation, molecular function: oxidoreductase activity. The coding region runs from base 1 to 1035 and encodes 344 amino acids. The record is from RefSeq and is a predicted model, not a curated record. Lineage: Eukaryota; Fungi; Basidiomycota; Agaricomycetes; Agaricales; Pleurotaceae.